CAGUCUUGCCGGUCAUGUCCACGUCCACCUACCGUGCGCCUUCAUCUUGAACCCCAUGCAUGCAUACAUGAACACUUGAGCACCUGCAGUGCUUGCAUAUCGAACGCAACAAUGCACCUCGUCGCCAUGGAUAUCCCUCUCCCGUUGCUCCUCUCCACCUUGGCCGUUGCCGUGACCAUAUGCUAUGUCCUCUUCUUCCGUGCUGACAAGGGGCGCGCGCCGCUGCCGCCCGGGCCGAGGGGCUGGCCGGUGCUGGGGAACCUCCCGCAGCUCGGCGGCAAGACGCACCAGACCAUGCACGAGAUGUCCAAGGUGUACGGGCCCGUGCUCCGGCUCCGGUUCGGCAGCUCCGUCGUGGUGGUGGCCGGGUCGGCCGCCGUGGCCGAGCAGUUCCUCCGCACCCACGACGCCAAGUUCAGCAGCCGGCCGCCCAACUCCGGCGGCGAGCACAUGGCGUACAACUACCAGGACGUGGUGUUCGCGCCCUACGGCCCCCGGUGGCGCGCGAUGAGGAAGGUGUGCGCCGUGAACCUCUUCUCGGCCCGCGCGCUCGACGACCUCCGCGGGUUCCGCGAGCGGGAGGCCGCGUUCAUGGUGAGGUCCCUCGCUGACGCUGCUUCCGGCGGCGGGUUGGUGGCGGUCGGCAAGGCGGCGAACGUGUGCACGACCAACGCGCUCUCGCGGGCGGCGGUGGGGCUCCGGGUGUUCGCCGCGGCCGGCACCGAGCUUGGCGCCAAGGAGUUCAAGGAGAUCGUGCUGGAGGUGAUGGAGGUGGGCGGCGUGCUCAACGUCGGGGACUUCGUGCCGGCGCUCCGGUGGCUCGACCCGCAGGGGGUCGUUGCCAGGCUGAAGAAACUGCACCGCCGGUUCGACGACAUGAUGAACGGGAUCAUCGCCGAGAGAAGGGCCGGAGCUGGCACGGCCGGCGAGGAGAAGGAAGGUAAGGACCUGCUCGGCUUGCUGCUCGCAAUGGUGCAGGAAGACAAGUCCCUCACCGGCGGCGAGGAGGACAGGAUCACAGACACGGACGUCAAGGCGCUCAUACUGAACUUGUUCGUGGCGGGCACGGAGACGACGUCGACGAUAGUGGAGUGGGCGGUGGCGGAGCUGAUCCGCCACCCGGACAUGCUGAAGCGGGCGCAGGAGGAGAUGGACGCCGUCGUGGGCCGGGGCAGGCUCGUCGCGGAGUCCGACCUGCCGCGCCUCACGUUCCUGAACGCGGUCAUCAAGGAGACGUUCCGGCUGCACCCGUCGACGCCGCUCUCGCUGCCGCGGAUGGCCUCCGAGGAGUGCGAGGUCGCCGGCUACCGCAUCCCCAAGGGCACGGAGCUGCUGGUCAACGUGUGGGGCAUCGCCCGCGACCCGGCCCUGUGGCCCGACCCGCUGGAGUUCCGGCCCGCCCGGUUCCUCCCGGGAGGGACCCACGCCGACGUCGACGUCAAGGGAGGCGACUUCGGGCUGAUCCCGUUCGGGGCCGGCCGGAGGAUCUGCGCGGGCCUCAGCUGGGGCCUGCGGGUGGUCACCGUGACGGCGGCCACGCUGGUGCACUCGUUCGACUGGGAGCUGCCGACGGGCCAGACGCCCGACAAGCUCAACAUGGAGGAGGCCUUCUCUCUGCUGCUGCAGCGGGCCGUGCCGCUGAUGGUCCACCCGGUGCCCAGGCUGCUCCCGUCGGCAUACGAAAUUGCAUAAAAACAGAGGGAAGCGCGCCACUGAUUUGUCGUGAUGAUCUAAUGGAGGAGAAAGUCCAGUUGUGCUAUGUAUUGUUGUCGAUGGGGUGUUCCUCACCGUAUUCAACUAAAAUAGUUCCACCUGUUACUUGUGUACUGUUUUCAGAUAACAUGGAAAAUAACAUAUUAUGUAUCAAGGAAA
Messenger RNA from Aegilops tauschii subsp. strangulata, 1872 nucleotides. Its product is annotated as flavonoid 3'-monooxygenase CYP75B4. Lineage: Eukaryota; Viridiplantae; Streptophyta; Magnoliopsida; Poales; Poaceae. The record is from RefSeq and is a predicted model, not a curated record. Gene Ontology annotation, molecular function: iron ion binding; oxidoreductase activity, acting on paired donors, with incorporation or reduction of molecular oxygen; heme binding.